Suricata suricatta (meerkat) is the source of this 957-nucleotide messenger RNA. Its product is annotated as olfactory receptor 6. The record is from RefSeq and is a predicted model, not a curated record. NCBI's taxonomy places the organism in Eukaryota, Metazoa, Chordata, Mammalia, Carnivora, Herpestidae. Gene Ontology annotation, cellular component: membrane. Gene Ontology annotation, molecular function: olfactory receptor activity; G protein-coupled receptor activity. The transcript has a single exon. Gene Ontology annotation, biological process: G protein-coupled receptor signaling pathway. Bases 1 to 957 code for a protein of 318 amino acids.
AUGUCAAAGGAAAAUAUCACCUCUGUUAGUGAAUUCAUCCUGGUGGGCUUCCAUACUUCCCCUUGGCUACAGGUUCUGCUUUUCUUUCUCUUCCUCAUCACUUACCUGUUUGUGCUGUUGGAAAAUGUGGUCAUCAUUCUCACUGUAUGGGUUACUGGGUCCCUGCACAAGCCCAUGUACUAUUUUCUGGGCACCAUGUCCUUUCUGGAAACUUGGUAUGUAUCUGUCACAGUCCCUAAGAUGUUGGCUGGAUUUCUACUUCAUCCAAAUACCAUCUCCUUCCUGGGAUGCAUGAUUCAACUCUAUUUCUUCAUCUCACUUGCCUGUACUGAAUGUGUGCUCUUGGCUGCCAUGGCCUAUGACCGUUAUGUGGCUAUAUGUUGUCCUCUUCGUUAUCCAGCUAUGAUGACCACGGGAUUCUGUGUUCAGCUGACCAUCAGUUCCUGGGUGAGUGGCUUCACCAUCUCCAUGGCAAAGGUAUACUUCAUCUCCCAAGUUGCCUUCUGUGGCAAUAAUAUCUUGAACCAUUUUUUCUGUGAUGUUUCUCCUAUCCUCAAACUGGCCUGCAUGGACUUUUCUAUGGCUGAGAUGGUAGACUUUGUGCUAGCCAUUCUCAUUCUUGUGUUUCCUCUCUCAGCCACUAUCCUUUCCUAUGGCUUCAUUGUCUCUACCAUCCUGCACAUUCCCUCAGCCACUGGGCAGCGGAAGGCCUUCUCCACCUGUGCCUCUCACCUUACAGUGGUGGUCAUCUUCUAUACAGCUGUGAUCUUCAUAUAUGUCCGACCUCGAGCCAUUGCUUCAUUCAACUCUAACAAAUUGAUCUCAGCCAUAUAUGCAGUCUUUACUCCCAUGCUCAACCCUAUUAUCUACUGCCUGAGGAACAAGGAAGUCAAAGAUGCCAUCAGAAAAACCAUGUCUAGUGGCCAAGCCCUUUUCUUGAGGGAUUCUCUUUGCUAA